UUGUUCUUUGAGACUAUAGUAGCAUUUCUGUCGCUGCGCGGUGUAGUGUGCUUCACUUUGGAUAUUAUCUGUGUGCAAUCCUUAGUGACUUUUGAAUAUUAUUGUUACUGAAAUGCCGGUUAUGUUGUUUGAUUGUAAGAUGAAUCGUACGUUCUUUAAUCGUUGUAUAAGUACAUGUCCAGUUACAUGUUGAGUAUGUCGUGUGUGAAUUGAAUUAGUUUUGUGCCAAGUUAAAUAAUUAUGGAUCUAAUUACACACAUGGAUUAUACCGUGGCAAUAAAAGUUUGAUCAACAAACUCUGAGCAUAGCGCAAAACGAAAACUAGUGUGAGUCAGUGACAGUGCAUUUAAUAGUAACCAAAGUAAAAGAAACAAAUCCCAACCAAAUCUGAAACAAUCAGAAAAAAAAUUGAUUUCUCUGCUGACCGGAAAUAAUGUUAGUUCCAUCCGAUAUGAUUGCGGCACAAUCGAAAAUGGUUUAUCAAAUGAACAAAUACAGUUCGGAAAAGGUGCAGCUUCGCAAAGCAUCCAUACACAAAACAAUACAGGAAGUGUGCCGAAUCGUUCAGGAUGUUCUCAAAGAAGUCGAAGUGCAAGAGCCGCGAUUCAUAUCAUCGCUGAACGAAUAUAAUGGCCGAUAUGAAGGUCUAGAAGUCGUUUCACCGACGGAAUUCGAAAUUGUAAUAUAUCUGAAUCAAAUGGGAGUAUUGAAUUUUGUCGAUGAUGGUACGCUGCCUGGUUGCGCUGUAUUAAAAUUAAGUGACGGUCGUAAACGUUCAAUGUCUUUGUGGGUAGAAUUUAUAACUGCUUCGGGCUAUUUAUCAGCUCGUAAAAUUCGGUCAAGAUUUCAAACUUUGGUUGCUCAAGCCUGUGAUAAGUGUGCGUACCGCGAUAUUGUGAAGAUGAUUGCCGAUACGACUGAAGUUAAAUUAAGGAUUCGUGAAAGAAUUAUAGUUCAAAUUACGCCAGCAUUUAAAUGUGCCGGUCUGUGGCCAAGAUCGGCACAACACUGGCCACUACCCGGAAUACCGUGGCCACAUCCAAAUAUUGUUGCUGAAGUGAAAACAGAAGGUUUUGAUAUGUUAUCCAAAGAAUGCAUAGCAUUGCAGGGAAAAAAUUCUGCUAUGGAAGGUGAUGCAUGGGUGUUAAGUUUUUAUGAUGCAGAAAAUCGAUUACUACAAGGUGCAAGCCGACGGCGCUGUUUAAGCAUUCUGAAAACUUUACGCGAUCGUCAUUUGGAUAUGCCAGGAAAUCCCGUCUCAUCAUAUCACAUGAAAACGUUGCUCCUGUACGAAUGCGAAAAGCAUCCACGGGAAAUGGAAUGGGAAGAUAAUUGUUUAGCCGAUCGAAUAAACGGCAUUUUCAUGCAACUAAUAUCCUGUCUGCAAUGUCGACGAUGUCCGCAUUAUUUCCUACCAAAUAUGGAUUUGUUUAAAGGAAAAUCGCCCGGAUCGUUGGAAAAUGCAGCGAAAACUGUAUGGAGGCUUUUACGGAUUAUGUUAACGAAUACACGAUGUUUGGAGGAGCUUUAAGUGUACAUUUUUCCAUUCAUAAUUGGCCCUCUUUGUAAUACAUUAAAAACUCUUUUUUUUCGGUUCAAAAUCGCGUUAAUUAAAUUUUUGAUCAAAAUUUCGAAUGUUGUGUUAAUUUUGUUGUUAGCUUUUUUGUCAUUUCACGAAUUAUAUUAAACUGGUUUCGGAGUCGGAUCAGUACAAAAAAAAAAAAUGAAUAUGAACGAACGACGAGAAGAAGAUAUUUUAGUUAUAUAAUAAUGGUAUGUGUUCGGAAUUAAGUUAUUUAAGAAAUUACGAAUUUUUUUUUGUUUGUUUUCGAUAAUGACUUUCUUAAGUAUAAUAUUAUUCAAAAAACCGUAGUGUGGUUAGUGAUUUAUUUAUUUAAUUAAUUAGGUGUAUAGAUUAUUUGUUUUAGUGAGCGAAUUUUCGUUUAGGA
Molecule: messenger RNA, 1949 nt
Organism: Bradysia coprophila
Lineage: Eukaryota; Metazoa; Arthropoda; Insecta; Diptera; Sciaridae
Gene: mab-21
Product: nucleotidyltransferase mab-21
Source: RefSeq, a predicted model, not a curated record